CCAUCCAAGUUUGUGUUCUCCAAAGUAUGACAGAGGACCUGGAAGGAAAGGAAACAAUAUGCGAUUCUGUAUGUUCUUUAGUGGAAGGAUGUCGCCUACCAGUCAAAAUGAGGAGCGGGGACGAUUGGCCGUUGGCAGAAAUUAUAAGCAUAAAAGAAGCAGAGGGCAUGCGGCAUUACUACGUCCACUAUGUUGACUACAACAAGAGGCUAGAUGAGUGGGUGGAAGAGGAAAGGCUGGACACCCGAAAGGUCCAAUAUCCACGGAAAGACGGCCAACCUCUGCCAAGCACUGGUGUUAGCACUCCCAAGAAGGUUAACUCUAGUGUGGCCAGUGCGGCUGGAUCGUCUCGACCGGCCUCUCCCGUUGGCUCAGAACUGGUCAAUGGCAGUGCUGUGCUUGCGGCCGCUCUCACAAAACGGAUGGCUCGCAAGCGCAAGGCCCCAUCAUCAUCAUCUACCUCCUCCGAACCUGCUGAGAAACAGCUGAUCCUAGCAGAGCCAGGGCCGCUGGAGGUGCCAAUAGCAACGCCCGCUCCUACCCCUACACCCACCCCUACUCCAGCUCCCUCGCCUGCUCCCCCUCCCUUGACACCCGUUCCUGCCGCAGCAGCAGCCCCUCGCAUCACCGGCUCCAUGGUCUCCCACAACGACGAUGAGGUCACCAAGAUGAAGAACAUAGAGAUGAUCGAGAUCGGAAUGUACAGGAUACGACCGUGGUACUUUUCCCCGUACCCUCAGGAACUAACUUCCCUGCCAUGUAUUUACAUCUGUGAAUUCUGCUUGAAAUAUCGGAAAAGUCGAAAAUGUUUAGAAAGACACCUGGCAAAAUGCAAUUUGAGGCACCCUCCUGGAAAUGAAAUCUACAGAAAUGGAACCAUUUCUUUUUUUGAGAUAGACGGCCGGAAAAACAAAGUCUACGCCCAAAAUUUAUGCCUACUUGCCAAAUUGUUCUUGGACCAUAAAACGCUGUAUUACGACACCGACCCGUUCUUAUUCUACGUAAUGACAGAUCUGGACGAGAGAGGGUUUCACAUAGUCGGUUACUUCUCUAAAGAGAAAGAAUCAAACGACGAUUACAACGUUGCUUGCAUACUGACGAUGCCUCCCUACCAACGGAAGGGAUAUGGGAAACUAUUGAUUGAGUUCAGUUACGAACUGUCCAAGUUUGAAGGAAAAACCGGUUCGCCAGAAAAGCCACUCUCGGAUCUGGGAUUGUUGUCGUACCGCAGCUACUGGGCCCAAACCAUCCUCGACAUUCUCAUCACCACCAAGCCUACAGGCGACAACGAUAAACCUCAGAUCACCAUAAAUGAAAUAUGUGAGAUGACCAGCAUCAAGAAGGAAGACGUGAUUGCCACCCUUCAAAAGUUGAAUCUCAUAAACUAUUACAAGGGCCAGUACAUAAUUACGAUAAACCGAGAGACGGUGACACAGCAUAUGGCCGCGAUGGCAAAACGGAAGAUCAGAAUAGAUCCAAAGUGUCUACACUGGACGCCCAAAGACUGGUCUAAGCGCGCCGGCUGGUGACGUACUGUGUACGUACUGGCGCGUAUCUGUGUCGUACUGUUGUUUCGCUGUACUGUGAUAUUCUAUGUAGUUUUGCUGUCUUGUCAGCUGUUUCAUUGUACAUUGUCAUGUAGUCGUAAGAAUGUUGGGCACUUCAUGUCAGGCAACGUGUAUUGUCGGUGUGUUUGUAUAGUUGUCCUCCGAUUACCUUCAGUAUGUUUUUAAUGUGCUCAAAUUCUUCUUUCCGCUUCUUUAGUAAUCCAGGCUGGUUAGGUUUUGUGAACAGUCUUCUAUCAGUUAUUGAUUUUCUGUUACAUCUAUUACUUAUUUAAUACGCAAGCAGAUUUUUUGUGACAAUUACUCCUCCGAAACUACUGAACCGAUUGACAUGUUUUUGGUGUCAUUGGAAAGAGCGUAACGUGAAGUUGUGCAGGAAACUUUCUUUUUAGGGAAAUAAUUAGAGAGUGAGGCCCUGGGGCCCUUUAAAGUUUUGUAUUUCUCCAUAAGAUUAACUUGGGAAACAAACAAUGCUAUGAAACUCCAGCUGUUGUCAGAAAUUAAGUGAGAAGAAGAACAUAUGUUAAUUGUAAACAGUCAAUAAGUUUGCCAAUUUAACAGUUUGCUACAAACAUUUACUGACUUGGUUGAAAUGAAAUAUUUACUAUUUAAAUAUGGGUUGGUGUAAAUAUUACAAUGGAAAAAAAGCUAGAGAGCCUGGAUAAAUUGAUAUACUAAAAAGAAAAAGAAAUUAACACUGUGCUGCAUUUCUUAGUAAUCAUUGAAAGAGCCGGUUUGCAAACUAUGGAAACAUAGGAAAGCCAUUGAACACCACC
Molecule: messenger RNA, 2341 nt
Organism: Macrosteles quadrilineatus (aster leafhopper)
Lineage: Eukaryota; Metazoa; Arthropoda; Insecta; Hemiptera; Cicadellidae
Gene: Tip60
Product: histone acetyltransferase Tip60
Exons: 10
Coding region: 27-1529 (500 amino acids)
Biological process (GO): regulation of DNA-templated transcription
Molecular function (GO): histone acetyltransferase activity
Source: RefSeq, a predicted model, not a curated record